Molecule: messenger RNA, 1524 nt
Organism: Drosophila guanche
Lineage: Eukaryota; Metazoa; Arthropoda; Insecta; Diptera; Drosophilidae
Gene: GstS1
Product: glutathione S-transferase S1
Exons: 5
Coding region: 234-1007 (257 amino acids)
Biological process (GO): glutathione metabolic process
Molecular function (GO): glutathione transferase activity
Source: RefSeq, a predicted model, not a curated record
GCCGGCCACUCGACUCGAAUCAUUCGCAAGCAAAUAUGUGAAGGACAACGACGUGUGUGGACCGACAGAUCGACUAGAGCCAGAACCCUCUUCGAACUGCAUAAUAUAGAAUAUUAUAGAAUCGAAUCGAAUUGAAUCGAAUUGAAUCGACCGAGUGUUGUCCCCCGUCGUCGACUGUGGAGUGCGUGAACGAAUUUCGAAGCGUGAGGGAAUUGCAUUGAGUUAGCGCAGAAAUGGCCGACGAAGCACAAGCACCACCUGCUGAGGGCGCCCCACCAGCCGAGGGCGCUCCACCCGCCGAGGGCGAGGCUCCACCACCAGCUGAGGGCGAGGCCGCACCACCGGCCGAGGGCGAGGCACCGCCAGCCGAACCCGCCGAGCCUGCUGAGCCCAUCAAGCACAGCUAUACCCUGUUCUACUUCAACGUGAAGGCUCUGGCCGAACCACUUCGCUAUCUGUUCGCCUAUGGCGCCUUGGAGUACGAGGAUGUGCGCGUCACACGCGACGAAUGGCCAGCCCUCAAGCCGACCAUGCCCAUGGGCCAGAUGCCCGUGCUGGAGGUGGAUGGAAAGCGUGUGCACCAGAGCAUCUCAAUGGCCCGAUUCUUGGCCAAGACCGUGGGCCUGUGCGGUGCCACUCCCUGGGAGGAUCUGCAGAUCGACAUUGUUGUUGACACCAUCAACGACUUCCGUCUAAAAAUUGCAGUCGUCUCGUACGAGCCGGAGGACGAGAUCAAGGAGAAGAAGUUGGUCACCCUGAAUGCCGAGGUCAUUCCAUUCUAUCUGGAGAAGUUGGAGCAGACCGUCAAGGACAACGACGGCCACUUGGCCUUGGCCAAGUUGACUUGGGCCGAUGUCUACUUUGCCGGCAUCACCGACUACAUGAACUACAUGGUGAAGCGCGAUCUGCUGGAGCCGUAUCCGGCUCUGCGUGGCGUGGUCGAUGCCAUCAAUGCCCUGGAGCCGAUCAAGGCUUGGAUUGAGAAGCGUCCCGUCACCGAGGUCUAAGCCUGGCCCCAACGAUGUUCGGAGGAAGGAAAAACAUUGCACAACAACAACACACACAAACACACACACACACACACACAUUUUUGCACAUAUUUGCACAGAUUUUGUUCCUUUUUGGCUUAGGAUGGGAUCGAAUGGGAUCCGCUGAGCAGGCGGUACUUCGCACGGGGUUACGUUUCGUUGAGCCGCAGUUCUUUUUGGCACAUGGCCCUACGGAUAACUCGUAAUUGCUUAAUUUUUUCUGUUAUAAUUCUCUUUGCAUGACGCUAUAUCUAUAUCUAUUUGGAUCCUCCCACGGAUCGACUUUCGUUCGCUUAAUCAUAAUGAAAAUGAUAAUACUUAUUGCACAGUCUAUAAUAUUUCUGCUUACCUUCUAGGACAUACGCAUCCAGACAAGCGCCUACUCUAAGACUAUUUCUAGAAUCUAUAACGUGAACUUAUCUUUUAGACCUAUUCUACUCUACUCUAUUCUAUUGUAUGCUAUCUAACCGCGAACAGCUCACAGGCCAAUUGAAAA